Molecule: messenger RNA, 827 nt
Organism: Morus notabilis
Lineage: Eukaryota; Viridiplantae; Streptophyta; Magnoliopsida; Rosales; Moraceae
Product: calcineurin subunit B
Exons: 6
Coding region: 101-628 (175 amino acids)
Molecular function (GO): calcium ion binding
Source: RefSeq, a predicted model, not a curated record
CAGGUGGUUAUUGAAGAAAUCAGCAGAGCUUCAACCACACACUUCGUCUUCUUCUCCGUGAAUCUAGGGCUUCCGACUUCUUCCCUCUGCGGCCAUCGCCAUGGGCAAUACCUCCUCCAUGCUCACUCAGUACGACAUCGAGGAGGUCCAGCAGCACUGCAAUGGGGCCUUUUCGCAGCAGGAGAUUGUUUCGCUGUACCAGAGGUUCUUUCAGCUCGAUCGCAAGGGCGGAGGUUUCAUCUCCGCCGAAGAGUUCUUGUCCGUCCCUGAAUUCGCCGUCAAUCCUCUCUCUCAGAGAUUGUUGAGGAUGUUGGAUGGAUUGAACUUUAAGGAAUUUGUGGCAUUUUUGUCAGCAUUUAGUCCUCGGGCAUGUUUGCAGCAAAAGAUUGAGUUUAUCUUUAGAGUAUAUGAUUCAGACUGUAAUGGGAAAGUUACAUACAGUGACGUGUUGAAUAUUUUGCGAGAUUUGACGGGGCAGUUCAUAUCUGAGCAACAGAGGGAGCAAGUGUUGUCUCAUGUGCUUGAGGAGUCGGGGUACAAAAAAGAUGCCGCAUUAAGUUUGUCUGACUUCACGAAGAUUCUUGACAACUCUGAUCUGAAGAUGGAGGUUGAAGUUCCUGUCGAUUGAGAUAAACUAACGAAUUAACGAAUGUCAGAGCUAGAUUUCUUGAGAACACAAGAAAACUUUUUUGUUUUCCUCAAGAAGUUGUAUUUGAUAAUUUAUUUGAGAUUAUCGUCAUAUUACGUACUCCUAAUUCUUUGUGGAUAAUGAAAUAAUCAUCUGAUUUAACUUGUAAGCUGUUAAAUUAUUAGCUAGAGUUCUAAAA